GUUUUUGAAACAUGAGUCCUUCAAUCUUCCUGAAUCUCCUUUGCCUGGGAAUAGCCUCAGCUGUUCCAAAAGCUGAUCACGGCUUAGAUGCACAAUGGAACCAAUGGACAGCAACACAUGGAAAACUAUAUAACGAGACUGAAGAAGGAUGGAGGAGAGCAGUGUGGGAGAAGAAUGUGAAAAUGAUUGAACUGCACAAUCAGGAAUACAGCCAAGGGAAACAUAGCUUCACCAUGGCAAUGAAUGCCUUUGGUGACAUGACCAGUGAAGAAUUCAGGCAGAUGAUGAAUGGCCUUCAACACCAGAAGCACAGGAAGGGGAAAGUGUUCCAAGAAUCUCCCUUUGCUGAGAUCCCCCCAUCUGUGGAUUGGAGAAAGAAGGGCUAUGUAACUCCUGUGAAGGAUCAGGUAUGACAGUAUGCAGCAGAUCCCUCUCCAACAGCAAAACCAUAAAGGAGUUGGUGUCCUU
Molecule: messenger RNA, 468 nt
Organism: Hipposideros armiger (great roundleaf bat)
Lineage: Eukaryota; Metazoa; Chordata; Mammalia; Chiroptera; Hipposideridae
Product: cathepsin L1-like
Exons: 3
Coding region: 12-413 (133 amino acids)
Molecular function (GO): cysteine-type peptidase activity
Source: RefSeq, a predicted model, not a curated record